GCUCUGAGUUGCCGUAUGGUCCCCACACACAGGCUGUAAAAGAAUAGUAUAUGCUAUAUGUUCAUUUGACAUGAAGGCAAAGGAAGAGUUGAGAUAGAGACCGAGCAACCAUACCCCACACCCACGCAUCCUUCUUCUCUUGUCAUUUCCCCACACUCUCUUUCCCUCCAUGAGCGCCAUGGAUUUCUCUUCCAUCUAUGGUGUCUCACACAAACCCUUCCUCACCCUCUUCCUUCUCUUCCUUCUACCUCUCCAUUCUCACUCUCACAACUCUACAACCUCAGCUCAGAUUAACUCUAACUCCAUCCUCGUCGCUCUUCUCGAUUCCCAUUACACCGAACUCGCCGAACUUGUUGAGAAAGCGCUUCUUCUCCAGCAGCUUGAAGACGCCGUCGGCAACCACAACAUCACCAUCUUCGCCCCCCGAAACCAAGCCCUUGAACGCGACUUAGACCCUGAAUUCAAGCGUUUCUUGCUCGAGCCUCGCAAUCUCAGGUCCCUCCAGACUCUCUUGAUGUCUCACAUUCUCCCCACGCGAAUCGCCUCUCACCACUGGCCCGCCGCCGACCUCCUCCACCGCACUCUCUCCGACCACCACCUGCAUUUGGCCUCCAAGCCCUCCGGCCAGAGAACCGUCGACUCCGCCGAGAUCCUCCGCGCCGACGACGUCCUCCGCCCCGACGGCGUCAUCCACGGUAUCGAGCGCCUCAUCGUCCCCCGAUCCGUCCAGGAGGAUUUCAACCGCCGCCGCAACCUCGCCGCCAUCUCCGCCGUCCUCCCCGAGGGAGCGCCGGAGGUCGAUCCCCGCACUCACCGCCUCAAGAAGCCCGCUCCCGUCCCCGCUGGCGCGCCUCCGGUCCUCCCAAUCUACGACGCCCUGGCACCGGGACCGUUCAUCGCUCCUGCGCCGGCGCCGGGACCGGGAGGCCCGAAACACCACUUCAACGGCGAGCGUCAGGUGAAGGACUUCAUCCACACACUCUUGCAUUACGGAGGCUACAACGAAAUGGCUGAUAUUCUGGUAAACCUAACGUCUCUGGCCACCGAAAUGGGAAGGCUAGUUUCGGAAGGCUACGUUCUCACCGUUUUGGCCCCAAACGACGAAGCCAUGGCGAAGUUAACGACGGAUCAGUUGAGCGAACCCGGCGCACCGGAACAGAUCAUGUACUAUCACAUUAUUCCUGAGUAUCAAACCGAAGAGAGUAUGUACAAUGCGGUUAGAAGGUUCGGUAAGGUUAGCUACGAUACACUUCGCUUACCGCACAAGGUUCUGGCGCAGGAGUCUGACGGCUCCGUUAAAUUCGGUCACGGCGAUUCCUCCGCUUACCUGUUCGACCCUGAUAUUUACACCGAUGGAAGGAUCUCCGUUCAGGGAAUUGACGGCGUUCUUAUCCCUCCCGAAGAAGAAGAAGAAGAACGCACUCGCCGCAUCAGUCCACUUGUCAAGGUUGCUGCUCCUAAACCAAGAAGAGGGAAGUUGAUGGAAGUCGCCUGUAGCAUGUUUGGAUCUUUUGGACAAGUCUGCCAAUGAAAUCGCUUUCUCAACUAAUUACAAAAAUAAUAAAGAGUGAAUGUAUGUAAACUCGAUGAAUGGUAAGUUUUACUUUUACCCACCACUCAUUGCUUGCUUUUAUUCAUUUCUUGCAAUAGCAGGUCUGAUCUGAUUCAUAUUUUCCCCCCAUGCAUUAUGCAGUUGUAGAGUAAUGAUUUCAAUACAAAAAGGAUGGAAGCAUCGUGAAUCUAUAGUUGGAGAGCGAUUACACCGAAGAUAACAAAAACAAAUUUUCUGUCAUUUUGGUCUCAUACUGUAAUUACAUACCAUUUUUUUAUUAAAUUUUAUUUUAUGUUGAUUCUCCGUCUUUAUGCGUAAAUAACCGACACCCCUUCUUGGUUGCCUUUUUUUUUUUUUCUUCUUGUUUGUAUGUAUGUGAAUCAAUUCAUACAUAAUCUACUUUAUUAUUAUUAUGC
This is a messenger RNA of Glycine soja, 1968 nucleotides long. Its product is annotated as fasciclin-like arabinogalactan protein 15. The record is from RefSeq and is a predicted model, not a curated record. The transcript has 2 exons. Lineage: Eukaryota; Viridiplantae; Streptophyta; Magnoliopsida; Fabales; Fabaceae. The coding region runs from base 170 to 1531 and encodes 453 amino acids.